UAAGGCGAGAGAUAACGAGCGAAAAAUAGUGUUCCGCGUUGGUUGGUUAAAAAGGCGACCGAAAAAAGCCAUUUAGCAUUUCGCUCCAUGCCAUUGCUUUGCUCUCGUUCGCUCCGGAUGUUCCUAAAAAGCUAAAAAGCAAUGUCCCCGUUCUUUGCUGCCAUCUUUUUGCACGCCCUGUGCCUGGCCAACGCCGUCAAUGACAUCGACUUCACAACCGUCUACGAUUGGGACAAAUUUGAUUUCGCCUGGCCGUCAGGGGCGAACAGUUCAAAUAAUGGACAGAUCUUUAAUCCGAACUACGUUCAUCCUCGAUACAUGGCUGUUUUUGGGGAAAGGCUGUUUAUAAGCCUUGAUUUGAAGAACGAAGUACCCGCCACUUUGGUGUGGCUGCCAAAGAGCGGCACGUCGACUGCACCAAAGCUUAAUCCUUUCCCAUCCUGGAAUUUUCACAUAAAAUACAGAAAAGAAUGCGACACUAUUAAGGUGGCCAACGGCAUAACGGCAGACCCUGAUGGUCGGUUGUGGGUGCUUGAUGAAGGUUUCUACGGAUGUCCGAGCAAACUUUGGGUAUUCGACCUGAACAACAACGACACAACCGACCGCGUUCACCAGUUUCCAGACACAGUCGUCUCUCAUUCGACAAGUAAAAGAUCCCUGCGUGAUGUAGUCAUCGACAAAACGACAGACGAUUAUCUUGCGUACAUCACUGAUUCUGAAUCUGAGAACAUCAUAGUUUACAGCCGCAAAAACGACAAAUCCUGGGCAGUUAAAACACCAGGGAAGAAAUGGGAUUCCUUGGACCUUUCUCCUAAUAACAGGGAAGCGAGACAGCUGUACCUUACUGAAAGAUCAUAUGACUAUCAACUGUAUUCAGUUUCUGUGUCUGAGCUGAAGAAUGAAGGUGGAAGCGCUGCUCCGAAACUCAUCGGCAAAUGGAGGGAAUACCCUUACAGAUUGGUGAUCGACAAAGCCAAUAUCUUGUAUGCCGCCUUUAACUACAAGAAAUACCUCUCCAAAUGGAAUAUUUCGGAGCCCUUCCGUGAGCAGCGUGUUCAUGAGGCUGGAAGACUAGAUUGCAGCUGGCCAUUUACUUUUGCUUUGGACGUGGACGACACUUUGUGGAUAACGGAGCGAAAUGAAUCUGGGGGUGUGCUGAGGCAUAAACUGUUCAAGGCUGCAGUUGGCGCAAGACCAUAUUUACUUACAGCCUUGCCUACGCCUUAAGCAUCAGUGAACACGUCUUCUUCUCGGAUUCCUAUUUCUGAGAUCACGCGAUGAGAAAAUCCUCCUAAAGAAGACCCAACUCGGCAGAUUUUUACCUCAAUUUCUACUCACAAUCUGUGUUGCAUUUUAAUAAAAAUGAAUGAAAAAUACAA
This is a messenger RNA of Cloeon dipterum, 1379 nucleotides long. RefSeq lists its product as uncharacterized. The transcript has 5 exons. The record is from RefSeq and is a predicted model, not a curated record. NCBI's taxonomy places the organism in Eukaryota, Metazoa, Arthropoda, Insecta, Ephemeroptera, Baetidae. Bases 142 to 1227 code for a protein of 361 amino acids.